AUGGCUGCCGAGAUCUGGGCUAACAUCAAGGAGAUGUAUGGGAAGCUCGAUCUUGCCAAAUUCUUCACUGUCCAACAGCGCCUCAUCGAACUCAAGCAAGGGAAUAACUCGGUCGCCACUUAUUCAAUCGGCUCUCUGCUGUUUGGAAUGAGAAAUAAUGAAGAGAACAUCCAUACACUAAAAGAACAUCUCAAUAGACACUUUCGUAUAAAAGAUCUGGGGGAGCCUAAAUAUUUCUUGGGGAUAGAGAUCGCACGAUCUCCAGCAGGGAUAUCUCUUAGUCAACGAAAGUAUGUUCUUGAGCUUGUGUCAGAAUCUGGCUUAUCUGCAUGCAAACCGAGCGCCAUUCCUGUUGAACAAAAUACUAAGCUCACCACCCAGCAAUAUGAUCAUGCGACAUCAUCUUCAAAAGAUGAUCCUCCAUUGGAAGAUCCAUCUCACUAUCAGAAGCUUGUGGGAAGAUUGAUUUAUCUCACCAUGACACGUCCUGAUAUAAGCUAUGCUGUUCACAUUUUGAGUCAAUUUAUGCAUGGGCCAAAACAGUCUCAUAUGGAUGCAGCAAUUAAAGUACUAAAAUACUUGAAAGGAUGUCCUGGCCUGGGACUUCUGUUACCAAGAGAUGGAAAUCUGGAUGUCACCGCAUAUUGUGAUUCUGAUUGGGGUACAUGCCCUAUGACGAGAAAGUCACUCACUGGGUUCUGUAUUAAAAUUGGAGGAUCACUUAUCUCCUGGAAAACAAAGAAGCAGUCAACGAUCUCACUUUCCUCAGCAGAAGCAGAAUACAGGGCCAUGGCAAAAACAACUUGUGAGAUUGUUUGGAUCCUUGGAUUACUGAGAGAUUUAGAGGUACAAACAGGAAAACCUGUCACUUUGUAUUGUGACAAUAAAGCUGCUAAUGACAUCGCAGCAAAUCCGGUAUUCCAUGAAAGGACUAAGCAUAUAGAAAUUGACUGUCAUUUUGUUAGAGAGAAGAUUCAAGAAGGGAUUAUCAAGACCAUGCACAUCAGGACUGCAGAACAACCAGCAGACAUUUUCACGAAACCUCUAUGUAGUCGUCAGCAUUCAUAUUUACUACACAAGCUAGGAGUUUUCGACAUCUACAAACCAUCAGCUUGA
Messenger RNA from Pistacia vera, 1116 nucleotides. RefSeq lists its product as uncharacterized. The coding region runs from base 1 to 1116 and encodes 371 amino acids. The transcript has 2 exons. Lineage: Eukaryota; Viridiplantae; Streptophyta; Magnoliopsida; Sapindales; Anacardiaceae. The record is from RefSeq and is a predicted model, not a curated record.